This is a messenger RNA of Zea mays, 927 nucleotides long. RefSeq lists its product as uncharacterized. The transcript has a single exon. NCBI's taxonomy places the organism in Eukaryota, Viridiplantae, Streptophyta, Magnoliopsida, Poales, Poaceae. The record is from RefSeq and is marked predicted. Bases 144 to 725 code for a protein of 193 amino acids.
CAAACUCCAUGCCAAAUCACACGGCAGCAGGUCCUUCCAUUGCAUUGCAUUAUUGAGUCUAUAUAUAUCUAGGGGCGCCGUGCCAGAGUUAUAUCUUGCUAGCUACUUCAUUUAUUUUCUUGACCAUUCGAUCCAUUUGGAAGAUGAAGAAGGCGACCAAGUACCUAAAGCACCUCUUCUCCGCCAUCGUCGCGGCGGUGAAGGCCAGGUCCACCGCCGUGGGCACCAAGGCCAGCUCCCUGCAGAUGCGCCUCAUCGUCCUCGGCAUCAUGCGGAACAAGAAGCUCCUGCUCAGCGCCAUCCAGAAAAAGAUCCACGCCAUCAUCGGCGCCGGCAAUGGCAGCGGCAAUGCGGUGGCUAGCCACGGCAGCGGCAACAGGAUGGCCGCGGUGCUGCAGAGCCUGCCGAGCUUUGCCGUGGAGCAGGAGACGAGGGCCCUCGUCCUGCUCAGCAGCCUGCCGAGCUUCGUGCUGGAGCGGGACGCUGCCGGCGCUGGCGCCAACGAGGACAAGCAGGACGUGGUGGAAGCAACAGCAGGCGACAAGCAUGUUGCCGUGGUGGACGACGACGCCACCGCUCAGGCGAAGGCGGAGGGGGACUUCCUGCUGGAGGACCAGAUCGACCACGUGGCAGACGUGUUCAUCCGCCGAUUCCACGAGCAGAUGAGGCUGCAGAAGCUGGAGUCCUUCAAGAGGUUCUGCGAGAUGCUGGAGAGGGGCGCCUAAAUCAUUGACUUGCACUAGCUUCCAAUGUGCAUGCUUUUGGUCUAAUAAUUAAUCAAGCAAGAGUUCAGGGAACGUAGUUAGUUCUCAUUAUAAUAAGUGACAAGAAUCGAGUUUGUUUCAUCGGUUCGUACUUUCGGUGUAGGGUUUAGGCAUCUCGCAUACCAAUUUCCAUGAAGUUAUAGCUAUCUCUAUCCUUAUACUC